This is a messenger RNA of Arachis stenosperma, 1365 nucleotides long. RefSeq lists its product as uncharacterized. The record is from RefSeq and is a predicted model, not a curated record. Bases 1 to 1365 code for a protein of 454 amino acids. NCBI's taxonomy places the organism in Eukaryota, Viridiplantae, Streptophyta, Magnoliopsida, Fabales, Fabaceae. The transcript has 7 exons.
AUGAACAAGGACGUGUCAACAAGUCUAAGCCAAGAGCGGAGUUGUCCAAGUUCUACUCAACUCACAAUCAACAAAGGGCAGCAGCAGAAUAUUCAACUCACAGAUGAAGAGACUCAAACAGGGCAAGAUGACACAACUUUGCCUUCUCCUGAAACUACCCUACAAAAUGAAAGUGCAAUGUUGGAGCAUGAAAUAUCAACAAAGGGUAAGAGGAUGCCAGGAGUAAAGGCUACAACAAUUGACGAAUUCUUAAAGGAAAAUGGGAUAGAUGUGGAAAUUGAAGGACCAAGCACUGAACUAAGUGAGGACGGGGAAGAAAGCAUGGCACUUGAUAAAGACUAUUAUCAACAUGUGAUGGAGGACAUUGAUGAUGAAGAAGGAGAGCCAAAGAAGAAGAAAACCCGUGGAAAAACAACUUGCAAGGAGAUUUAUGCAAGGACUAUGGAACAGCAAGAAGAAAUCACUUUUGAUCUUGGACAGCCCGUAGGACCAACCGACCAAAGUGUUUCUAAUUUAACUAGUUUUGUUGGCACUAUUGGUAGAAAUAAAAGAUUCGUUAGUCUUUUGUACACUAGUUGGCAUGCUGUUCCUCCUAAAGCUAAAAAGUUCAUGUGGGACUAUGUUAACACCAAGUUUUUCCUCCCAGACAGUGGAGAAAAGUGGGUAAUACAAGCGAUUCGAGAUGCUUGGAAGCGGUUCAAACGAAAGAUUAAGCAAAAGCACUUCGUUCCCUAUGAUAAUAUUGAAGAUAUGGUGAAGAAUCGACCCCCACAAGUACCAGAAAGUGGUGCUCCAAUGAAGAUAUCGAAGUAUGAUCUUAUUUUGCAGCGAGCAACAAAGGAAACAAAGGAGGAACCAAAAAGGUUUGAGAUGUUCAUUGCUACCCGAACAAGUCGGAAGAGGAAAGAAGUGGAUGAGGAAACACAAAUGGCUGUUGAAGACUUCCAACACCGCCAAGCUGCUGGUGAAACAGAAGAGGAAGCAUUUGAGGCCUUAUUCGGGAAAGAACAACCAGGUCGGAUAAGGUUGUAUGGAAGAUCUGUGACAAAGACUGAUUUAAAAAAAUAUGUUGAAAUUAAUGAAAUCAAGAAUCAGCACAAAGAGGAAGUAUCCAGUCUGAAGGAUAAACUUCGACACAUGGAGGCCCAACAGCAAAAACAAGAGGCCAAACAGCAAAAACAAGACGAAGAGAUUCAUGGGUUGCGAAAUAUGAUCAAGUUAUUACUGCAGCGAUCGGAACCUGGAAUGAGGCCAGAAGAACUAGAAGCUUUAUUACAAGACGCCCAACAAUCUCCUAUUGAUGCGAAUAGCGGCCAUGGAUCAACACAUUUUCCGAACUUAGAUGUGGAUAACAAUGAAGAUUAA